Molecule: messenger RNA, 363 nt
Organism: Akanthomyces muscarius
Lineage: Eukaryota; Fungi; Ascomycota; Sordariomycetes; Hypocreales; Cordycipitaceae
Exons: 3
Coding region: 1-363 (120 amino acids)
Source: RefSeq, a predicted model, not a curated record
AUGACUAGACGAAGAAAUCCAAUACAUCAGGACAAAAAAUACAUUAUUUUUCGUGUGGAAUUUGAAUUGGCUCAGAGAUGCCCGUCUUUCAUCGCUAUGAGGGUUAUGUCUCCAAAACUCAAUCUACAACCACGAUUCCAGCGCGGAAUGGAAGAAGCUAUCACCUUUACUUGGAGUGAAGCGAUCUUUGUUUCCAUUAUGGUAGUUGCUGGACCAGGUCGUUCAAAAUCGUCAUGGUUGGAAUCGGCGUCCUGGUGGAGCCUCCGGAGCUCCGGGACAUUGACGCGCUCACCGUCCGUGCCUCACGUUAUUAUCCCGCUGUCGCCUCCUACCCUCUUGUCCAGCGCCGGGUCAUGCAUAUAG